Molecule: messenger RNA, 1611 nt
Organism: Aspergillus tubingensis
Lineage: Eukaryota; Fungi; Ascomycota; Eurotiomycetes; Eurotiales; Aspergillaceae
Product: fungal specific transcription factor domain-containing protein
Exons: 5
Coding region: 1-1611 (536 amino acids)
Biological process (GO): DNA-templated transcription
Cellular component (GO): nucleus
Molecular function (GO): zinc ion binding; DNA binding
Source: RefSeq, a predicted model, not a curated record
AUGAAUGAUGCGGCCCAGAAGCUCAAUCGAAAAUAUUGGAACGAUAAUGAUGGCCAAGACACUGAUAGGAUCUCCCGGCCGGAAGGCCCAGUCCUGCUACUGGGAAUUUCACAGAUGAUGGACAUGGCGGAGCUUUUAAAUGCACUACCGCCUCGCGAAACUGCAGAUCUGCUCGUCGAUCGCUGUCUGAACUCCAGGGAACCAUCGCUAAUCAUCAUUCACGCUCCGACGUUCAAAAGCGAAUACCUGAGAUUCUGGGAUAACCCCGCCGGAGCACCGGUCGCUUGGAUCGCAUUAUUGUAUUCAAUCCUCUCUUGUGGGAUAUACAUCCAGCAUACGGCAGAUCCGAAAGUGUCCUCACUAGACUUGCCUCGAGCAUUCUAUGUGUACCGUAAUAAUGGUGCAGUUGCGUUGGCGAAGUCAAAUUUCGCUACUCCGGGCCUUUAUAAAGUUGAAGCAUCCAUCUUAUACCUCGGCAUCGAGUAUCUCCAAAGUAACGAUCACAAAACAGGACUCCCAAUGUUACUCAGCAUUGUGUCGCGACUAGCAAUAAUGAUGGGAUAUCAUCGAGAUCCUCAGCUCUACCAUCUCCAGAUAUCGAGUUUUGAAGCAGAAAUGCGGCGCAGAGCAUGGCUUGUAUUGAUCACAAUCGACUCCGUACUCGCAUGGCAUACAGGUCUACCCCGGGUUAUUAGCCAGAGUCUAGGCGAUGUGAGGCGCCCCAGAAACCUUCUGGAUAGCGACUUUGGCCCGGAAACUACUGUCCUUCCGCCUUCGCGCCCCGCAGAUGAGGUGGCCAGCAACAUUGUAUACAUGUCGGCAAUGGAGCAGAUGUUGUCUGUUGCCAACCAAGUCGGCGACAAGGCUUCACAUCCUUCCCUACUCCCCGAAAGGACUCUUGAAUUAAAUAUGAAACUGGAAAAUACCAAAAGUCGCUUGCCUAGAAUACUUCAGUUGCAGUCUCCAGAGAUACGGGCAUCAGAUGACGAGACUGUGAUCAAACAAUACUGUUUGGAAAUAACGUACCAGCGCGCGCGAUGCAUAUUACAUCGCCAUUACUUGACGGCCCUUUAUCCAGAGCCUCAUAGGGGACUAAGGUCCGUGUGCGUGGAUGCAGCCCGGCAGGUUCUAACUCUGUAUUCUGAACUAUUCCAAGUUCUGGCCAAAACACAUAAUCAGCAGCUAGCGUGGUUUGGGGCAUCUCGCUCAAAUUCCGAUUGCUUGACAGCUGCUAUGGUAAUAUCAUUGGAAGUCAUAACACAAUCGAAAUAUGGCAGAACUGUGGGAAUUACACCCCAGGGUGAUCUCAUUGAGCUAUUGAAGGCCUCCCAAAUAUCCCGGAGGAGCUCACCAAGACCAUCAUCGGAGACCCUCAAAGCUGCAGGUAUAAUUGGUACAAUGCUAGAUCUAUUAGGAUAUGGUGGGGUGGGUCCCUUGCUUGCCUCGUAUGGGGCUCAAGAAGAGCAGCAUAGUCGUAGAGCAAGCACAGAGGCGUUCUUACAGUCCCCAAGUAUGAUGCAUGACAUACUGACGGGGGAUUCUGCGUUGGAAAUGUUUGACUGGGCCCUUUGGGAUCAUGAGAUGCAAUAUCUGAGUGCGGUGGAAAAUUAA